Messenger RNA from Hemiscyllium ocellatum (epaulette shark), 2634 nucleotides. RefSeq names its product growth arrest-specific protein 6-like. Gene Ontology annotation, cellular component: extracellular region. Gene Ontology annotation, molecular function: calcium ion binding. The coding region runs from base 243 to 2225 and encodes 660 amino acids. NCBI's taxonomy places the organism in Eukaryota, Metazoa, Chordata, Chondrichthyes, Orectolobiformes, Hemiscylliidae. The record is from RefSeq and is a predicted model, not a curated record. The transcript is spliced from 15 exons.
CAAAGCUACACAAAUAGGGCAGGGCCGGGCCGUCUCUGCAUAAGCCAGCGACAGCAGCCCGUGCAAGCUGCAGCAUGCCCCUCUGUGUCCCGGCUCACGCUGCAACCUCUCAGUGCAGCAGGGGUUAAAGAGGUGACCGUGGAUGUUGUCAUGUUUAUCUUCGGCCCUCUCUCUCUCUGCUAAUUGGUGGAGCCUGAGAGAGGCAGAGCUGAGAAUUCGCCCGCAAACCUAACCGUGACAAGAUGUUGGGCUGUUUCGGGCCCCUGUUCCUGCUUCUGCUGCUCAGCCCACACUCCUGGCAGUUCGUGUCCCGCAGAGACGCCUCCAGCUUCCUCCAUCGGGUCAAACGGGCGAAUCAUGUCUUUGAGGAGACCCGGCAGGGACACCUGGAGCGGGAAUGUGUGGAGGAAUUCUGCAACAGGGAAGAGGCGAGGGAAGUCUUCGAGAACGACCCCGAGACGGCUUACUUUUAUCCAAAGUACUUGGAAUGCCUAAAUAGGUUUGGACCCAUCAGCAACAGAAAUCCAGAUCUUGUGACCUGUGUUCAUAAUAUCCCAGAUCAGUGUUCUCCCCCACCUUGCAACCCUGUGGGUUAUGACCGAUGUGAGGAUCAGAAGGGAACUUUCAAAUGCUUUUGUAAAUCAGGCUGGGAGGGCACUUUAUGUGAUGAAGAUAUUAUUGAGUGUGAAAACAACAAUGGGGGCUGUGAACACAUCUGCACAAACACGGAGGGGAGUUACGAGUGUCUGUGCAAUAAAGGAUUCAUCAAGAAGCAGGACAAUCGACGUUGUGAAGACAUCGAUGAAUGUGCGUUGGAUUCGGAGAUUUGUGGAUUGGCAGUUUGUGAAAAUAUACUGGGGUCUUACAAGUGCACAUGUGAUCCUGGAUAUAAAUAUGACUUUUCGACGAAGUCUUGUGAAGAUAUAGAUGAAUGUGAAGAGAAUAUCUGUGCUGGAGAUUGUGUCAAUACCCGUGGUGGAUAUGCUUGUUUCUGUGAUGGAAAGCAAGGUCUCAAGUUGGCAGCGGACUUACAGAGUUGUACACUUAUUAUGCCAUGUGCUUCACUGAACACUUGGAAAAAUGAAGGGUCCUUAUAUCUGGGGCGAUUCUUCAAAGGGACUCCAGUGAUGCGUUUUAACUUCAAAAGAAAGCAGCAAACAAGCUUUUCGGUGGAAUUCGAUUUUCGAACGUUUGAUACGGAAGGUACAAUAUUCCAAGCUGGACUUCAGCAAAACAGCAACUGGAUCAUGCUGGGACUGCAUAAUGGGAAGCUGCAAGUUCAGUACAGUAACACCAAUGAGGCUACAGGUGGCGUUACCACUGGAGGUCCACUCCUGAACAAUGGCCAUUGGCAUACGAUUUCCGUUGAAGAAUCAAGGAGCAGCUUGAUUGUGAAAGUUGCCCGAGAGGCGGUGAUGCAUAUUAACAUCCCCACAAGCCUGUUCCAGGAGAUACAAGGAUCAUUUCAGAUAGACAUUUCUGUUGGAGGCCUACUUAAUGAUGGGCAGCUUGUUAAAUCGAUAAAUCCUCGAUUGGAUGCCUGCAUGCGUGGGUGGAACUGGAUGAAUGGUGAAGACACGAUAGCAAGUGAGACUAUCAAACAAGAUGAAAGGUUGCAAUGUUUCUCUGACAUUGGGAGAGGAUCCUAUUUUCCUGGGUAUGGCUUUGCCUCCUUUGACAUCACAUACGCGACAAAACUGAGCAAUGAUGAUGGGAGCUGGGCGGUGAACGUGGACCUUUUAAUCCAACCCUCAGUAGACACUGGCAUCCUAUUUGCGAUUGUAAGUGGCAGCAAUGUCUCACUGUCCCUGGCCAUCAUAGACUCGGAUACUGCUACCCAGAACAUCAUCCUAGCUAUCGAGAACGUGAUUGUUUACAAACUGGAAGGACUGACACUUUGUACUGGAGACAAAUCGCCCGUCCAGCUCAUUGCAACGAGAGGCCGUAUUGUCUUAGAAUCUUCUGGAGUGGUCGGUGAGAGUCCAUUGGCCAUGUCAGAGCUAGCAGAACAUCUCUCCAAACUGGACCAGUAUAUGCAAGGCUCAGUGCUCACCUACUUGGGUGGACUUCCAGAUGUCCCAGUGACGUCUACCCCAGUGACUGCCUUCUACCAAGGCUGUAUGCACGUUCGCAUCAAUAACCACUACAUCGACCUGGAUGAAGCUGUUUACAAACACGACGACAUAAGGUCACACUCCUGCCCUCUAGUGGAUGAGAGGGAUUAGCAACAUGGUACUCCACCUCUCGCCUGCUUGCUGCACCAAAGCUGAAUCCUGUUCAUUCCGAGAGCUGAUGUGACCGAGUUGCUGUAGCUUUAACAGUGAAGGUUCCCUCCCUGUUUGGAGUGGGAGGUUGAGGGAGUGAGACAAAAGCAAGGCCGUUCAAUAGCGAAGGCUCAUGAGACAAAGAUGUGUGACAAGUUGGUUUUGUAAUGAAGGCAGUGGCUAUCAUACAAUUUCACAAUCGUACUCAGAUAAAAACAAUUCAGUGAACUGGGAUUAAAUAGGAGCAGAUCAACCCUGGCAAUGAACAGCAGAGUUUUCAGAUGCUUAUCCUCAUGUAUCCAAUAAGCUGAUCACAGUAUCAUGUACUAAUGCUUUUCAAAUGUGGCUUAUAUAAAACACAUCAAGUACA